AGAGGCGGUGCAUGCGGAGUUGUAAAUGCAGUGUCAGCGACUCUACGUGGCGACGAUGGAAAACGGUGGAAGGCGGAAUGUGGAGAGCUCGAGGAGGAGCUGAUUUGCUGAUUUUAUCCGGGCCAAGACACGUCCACGGAAUCCACGUGUAGCCUGUCACUGAUGCAAACAUACGGGGCUGUGCUGCUCUUAUUAGCCGGGGUGGGUUUCAUCAUGGAGCGACCGCUAACCGCCGCUGCGAGAGGUGUGCCAAAGCGAUCCGGUGGAGCAGUUAAUAUGAUUAUAACACGGCUUCUGUUCUUGUUCAUCCUCCCUUCACUGAGUCUGUGUGCUCCACAAGCCCAGAAAACACUCAGCGAAGACAUCCUUGCACCAGACCUUCCUAAUCCUUUUGGGUCCAGCGAAGAAAACCGCAGGCUCCUGCAAAGCUACAUUAAGGGCAGCCUGAAGGAAGGACAGACCAGUCCAGAGAUGAACACCAGGGAACAAGAAGUGUUCUUCCUUUUCUCCUCGUAUGACUAUGAUAGAAGUGGGCAGAUGGAUGGCCUUGAACUGAUGCAACUUCUGACAGAUUUCCUGACUUAUCAUGAAAUCAUGCCAAAGUCAACAGAUUCCGUUGUAUCUUUGGUGGACUACAUGCUACAAGCUCAAGAUCUGAAUCAGGAUGGACUACUGGCUCCUUCAGAGCUGUUAUCUUCAUCCACGAAUGACCAUCAGCAAGAAAACAACUUUAUUCCCCCUGAUCCACCAGCUGACGAGGCCUUAAAUCAAGAGCGAACACAUAAGAAAUCAGAGGAUGGAGAUUCUGAAACCCACCAGCAAGAUGCAGAGGUCAACCAAGAGUCUGAACAUGAGAAUGAGAUGCCUGCAGAUCACAACCAGAUACCUGAAAAGUUUGAAGAACAGCAUGACCAGCUGCAAGAUGAUCAUCAGGAGCAACAAGAGAUGUAAUGCCAAAUUAAGCAUGAAGUGCAACUUUAGAGACUCUAUUAUUAUUAAAGACACGUCUCUUAAACGGAUACAAAUCAGCCAUACAUUGGAAACCACUCACCUGCUGCAUAUACAGUACUGUGACUGAUGCAUAAUUUAUUUCUGGAUACUAAAAGUUGUUUUGAAAGUCCAAAAGAAUGUGUUAAUAUUAGCAUCAUUGUACACAAAUUGCGAAACAAACCACUGAACUGUACAGAAAUUUCUCCAUGGAGUUGUGGAAUCCAGAAACACAAUCAUCUGAAUUGGUAACUGUUCAACUUAUUUUUCCUUUUUGCCGUUCAAACUAUGCAAACCCAGAAAGUAAAGCUUUAAUUUACUGAGAAUUUAAUGCAAAAGUCUAGUUGCAGCUAAGAUCUAGUAACCAUUAUUAGGGUUUUGUACCCAAUUAUGGGCAUAUUUCUAUAUUGAACUUAUAAACACCUUUGAAAUAAACCAUUCAAUUGGA
Molecule: messenger RNA, 1435 nt
Organism: Ctenopharyngodon idella (grass carp)
Lineage: Eukaryota; Metazoa; Chordata; Actinopteri; Cypriniformes; Xenocyprididae
Gene: cgref1
Product: cell growth regulator with EF-hand domain 1
Exons: 6
Coding region: 163-951 (262 amino acids)
Molecular function (GO): calcium ion binding
Source: RefSeq, a predicted model, not a curated record